Protopterus annectens (West African lungfish) is the source of this 5394-nucleotide messenger RNA. RefSeq names its product iodothyronine deiodinase 2 (gene DIO2). Gene Ontology annotation, molecular function: thyroxine 5'-deiodinase activity. The record is from RefSeq and is a predicted model, not a curated record. The transcript has 2 exons. NCBI's taxonomy places the organism in Eukaryota, Metazoa, Chordata, Ceratodontiformes, Protopteridae.
AAAGCCUUUUUUUUUUCUUCAUUGACGUCAAGAUCUUAAACAUGAUUAGUGCUUGCUUCCUCGUUGCUGCAACUCUACAUAGGUAUAUAUAUAUUAGGGGUGCAAGACAGGCAAAGGCAUUAUUACUCGGGCAAGAGGGAGCGAGAGGGGGCGUUUUCCAACCUGUUAUAAUUUUACCAGAAAACACUGUGGCCACAAAUGUAGGGAGACAUGUUCCCCUAAAUUGUAGAGAUUAAACUACUAAAAAAAGGAAGCAGAAGAAACAAAUGCUUUUCUUUAGUUACAAUAACAUGAAUGAAGGUAACGCAGGUAUUAAAUACUUUUCAUACAUACCUAUUUAAAUUAUGUGGAGGCAAUCAUUAAGAAAAGUAAACAUAAAAAUUAUCAUUUAGUGUAAAGUCACACUGCCUUCUCAUUUAGCAUGAUCCCUCAAGCUUUCUCACUUCUAAGGCUAUGGUUUUAUUUUACAGUUCCCAAGGUGGCACAAGGGAUGGCGAGCUGAAAGUUAAGGAGCUAGGCGGUGCGUUUUAAAUAAACAGCCAUGGGGUUAUUAAGUGUGGACUUGCUUAUCACUUUACAAAUCUUGCCUUGGUUUUUCUCCAGCUGUCUUUUCCUGGUCUUGUAUGACUCCGUGGUCCUCUUCAAACACAUAAUCAUGCUCCUAAGCUGCUCCAAAGGCUCCCGUGGCCAGUGGCGACGUAUGGUUACCUCGGAGGGGCUGCGCACUGUCUGGAGAAGUUUCCUUUUGGACGCCUACAAACAGGUGAAACUGGGUGGAGAUGCUCCGAACUCUAAGGUUGUCCAUGUAACUCAUGGGCAUUGUCGAAGACAGAGCUUUAGUGAAAAGGGGGAAAGUGAAUGUCACCUACUAGACUUUGCCACAUCGAAUCGCCCCCUGGUGGUAAAUUUUGGUUCAGCAACCUGACCUCCGUUCAUUAACCAGCUUCCAAAUUUCGGGAAGCUGGUGGAGGAGUUUGCCGAUGUUGCAGACUUCUUACUGGUCUACAUUGAUGAAGCCCAUCCAUCUGAUGGUUGGGCAGUAUCAGUAGUGGAAACAAAAUCAUAUGAAGUAAAGAAACACAGGAGUCAAGAAGAACGCUGUAGAGCAGCACAUGCAUUGCUUGAACACAUUUCUCUGCCUCCACAGUGCCAUGUGGUGGCAGACUGCAUGGAUAACAACACAAACGUGGCAUAUGGGGUUUCUUUUGAAAGAGUGUGCAUUGUGCAAAGACAAAAGAUUGCUUACUUGGGUGGGAAAGGACCUUUCUUCUAUAAUCUUAAAGAAGUGCGGCAGUGGUUAGAACAGACAUACAGAAAACAAGUCUCAGCAAGUGAAACAAGCAGGUGAGCAUUUCAUCAAGGAAAUGCAUUGAAGGCAAAAAUGAACAGGCUCAUCAUAAACUGAGCUUAGAGAUCCUACAUGACAAAUCUGAUAAAAAACAAAAACAAAACCUAAAGGGAGAGCAGGGUGACAUGUAGGUCUUGGAGACUGAAAUCAAAGUAGUUAGGGUUUCAGUACUCAACCUCCCAUCCUGAGAAGUGCUGACACAUAAAGUGGACCCUCUACUUUAGGGAUACUAGAAAGUGAACUUACUGGAAUAUGGAACUAUGAAAUUAAUUCACAAUGAAGUGUGGCAUUUCUCCCGAAAAGAAAGCAUCUAUUACUGAAGGGUCCUUUCUCAGAAACACUGAGAAGCAAUUGUUUACAUGAUGAGUGUUUCUUGCAUGAAUAACAGUCUGUUAGCUAAAAUGUGCCAUGUCAGAAGGAAAAGUCUUGCAUAAUAUUUUAGGCAUUGAACAGCAAAUGCCAAGGAGUAGCAGAAUUACCAGUUGUUGCAACGUUUCCACAUUGCAGACAUAAAUAAUGAUAUAAGAAACAUUUAUUUAUCGCCCGAAAACUUUUAUAAAAAAAUAAAAAAGUAAAGAACAGAAAAAUAUGAAAUAAAGCUGAAGAUUUUAUCAUUAGUUUUAUAAACUAAUUUAUUUCUUUAAAAGAAAUUAUAUUCUGUGUAACUGUUUUCAGUGUUCACCAUUUUACCUCAUUGGAAGUCUGUGCUGGUGUGGAUGUUUCUCUUUAUCUCAAUUUGUUGUGCAGACUCUAUGCUUUAUCUUUAUACUGGAAAGUCAUCUGAAAAGUUCGAAAUUGAUAUUGAGUACAAUUAGUUUUUAUAGGAAAUGUACAAGAACUGUUCUCAGGCAUCUAGUGCUAGAUUUCUACAGCAUUUAUAGUUGUAAAAGUUAAGAACAUUAGGCAAAGGAUGUGACUGCAUUCAAUGACGUUUUCUGUGAAAUUCUUGUUAGCCUGUUUGUGCAAAUGUUGCACUGGCCCAUGACACCUUGCAGGUGUGUGUGUGUGUGUGUGUGUGUGUGUGUGUGUGUGUGUGUGUGUGUGUGUGUGUGUGUGUGUAUCUGUCUUUAAUAUUGCACAUGUCUUGUGCCCCAUGGGUACAAAUUCCUUUGUAAUGUGUAACUGCCCAGGUGAGUGCCUCCGUCAUGUUCAGCUACAUGGUGUAAAAUCAUAGCAUAUGCAAUCUCUGUGAUCUACUGAUCUACUGAUAAUGUCAAGCCUUAUAGAAAGUAGAAAUCAUUACAUAUUUCUCUGAAACAUUACUUUGUUUCCCUUAUCCUUUUUGUGCAACCUUUGCAUUGAUGCUUUCACAUUAUUCUAUUAUUACAGCUGUGUUACACUCCAGGAAAAAAAGCAAACUGGCAUCAUUUUUUUGUGAGAACAUAAACUGUUAAAAGUAGAGAAGCAUUACUUGAAGUAAGUGCAGCAAUUUUCUUUUCCUUCGCCAAACAGCAGAUGUCUUUUGUGAUGUGUUACAUUAUGUCCAUAGGCUUAUGUUGCAUGUACUUAUCUUUGUUAUAAAUAACAUCCCCAUACCUCAGUGACUGCAGUAUUACCAAUACUCAGGUGGAGCCAGUCACCUUCUGCCAUGCCUUUCACUCCUCCCCAACCUACACAUGAUACCAAAAUCUUGAUGUAAUAUAAUGAGGAGUCAAUGCAGAUGCGUCACUUUCCUAGCAAUUUACUAUUUUGCAGCACACUUAAUGCUGUCCUAAGGAAAUAGCUGUUUUAAUAAAAUGGAAAUAGUAUUCAAAAAUAGUAAUUACUUUAGACAUCUGAUUUUUCUGACUGCUUUUCCAUGCAUGUUUCAGUGACAUUAACUUCUAGGAAGUUAUUUUUUUUUUAAUUCUUGUAGUUUUCCAAUGAAUCACCAACUUCAACAAAGCCACCAAUCAAAUAUAUACUGAAAAAUAAUUCCUAAAGCAUGAAACUGUGAAAAAAGUAACUUUAAACAUUUUUUGUAAGGGGGCAAGCCCCUCUGCCCAUCAGAUGCGGGGGGAGGCUUGUCUUUCAACAUCCCCAAACUUAUGUGUACAAUCUCCAAAGUUACACCAAAGAAGGGAGAACUCUCCCAAAAGAAGUGAAUCACACUUAGAAAUCACACUGGCAAUGAUUUCCUGUGGAAAACAGUGAUCCACUUUCUGUCACUCACUGUUUUUUUUUCUGCAGACAAAUGGAACGAGGUUGAGGAAUUUCACCUCAAUUGACUACAGAGGCACCAUAUGGUUUCACUUCUGCUGUAUGUAAUAAAACAUGAGCAAAUGGUUGCAAAAUUGAGUAUUCCUAAAAAAAGUCAUAUUCCUUGGCUUUUUUCCUAUACUUUCAGGAAAUAUUUAGUCUGCAUGGGGAUGAUGAUUUCGAUAAUAUGUUUAAUUUCCUUUUCAUGACAGGAAUAGUCUUAGCAAUUAACCUGUUUCAAUUUUAUAGACAUAUUUUUCCCAUACAUUUUAUAACUUAGUGAUAUUUUUAAAAUUUGUGUAAAGUGUUAUGAGAAUUUUUUUUGUGUGUGCUAGCCAGAUUUUUCUGUUUUUGCAUAUUGAAGCCAAAUGCUGUGAUUAUGUUUACAUCACAUUGAAGGUGGGGAGCAGUAAAAGUAACUUAUAAAGUUCAAGGUGUGGUGUAUCAUAGUUAACGUCAGAAAACUAGUGGAGCUUUUAUGAAAAUUAUUUAUUUUUGUUAACAGAGUAAUUGAACUGGUCCUACAUUGGCCCUUUAAACAACUCUGUAAAUCUUACCACUUAGCUAAGGACUGAAGACUUGAGCCUUAGUAUUCAAAUGGGCCUCCUUAAAAGCCCUGAUAAGGUACUUAUUAGAUUUUGUUAAUUUUUCUCUGCCUUUUGUUAGACCACCAGGCUUCUGUAAUACCCUGAUGUGUCCAGUCUAGAAUCAACAAUCCCAGAUAUUCUAUGCAUAGCUGAUGCCUACUGGCUCAUAGUCAUGCUGUCUGCUAAAGGUAGUUUAAUGAGAGAUGCUUUUUUGUCUAGCUUUUAAAAGGUAGUUAUCCUAAAAUCAUUUCCUGACAAUAUGUACUUUGUGUCAGUUAUUUAUGAAGUUGCCUUAUUUGUGCUGGGUUGACUCUAAACCAUAAAACAACACUGAUAGCUUCAGGGCCUAUUCUAACCUUUUUCCAUACACCAUUAAAUGAAUGAUAUUCCAGACUUAAAAAAUGAGCUUUUCAUGGAAUCAGGGUCUGCAGGGAGUUAAACUGUAGAACUGGGUUAUAUGGGACAUAUUUUUUUCUGAAUUGGAGAGAUGGACCUGGGAUUUAUGAGCUCUGGUUUCUUCUUUUUUUUUCUUAUAAGACCAAAUCUUACAGAAAAGAAUGCUGUCUGUGUAUUCCCACACUAGUUUUAUUACAACAAACCUUUCUUUGUGCAUCUAAAGUUUAAAAAGGGUACCUUAAUUCUUAUGAUUAAUUAUGAACUGUUUUUAAUGUAUAAAUUCCGUUGAAUACCCUUUCCUCCUUGGUGCAUUUUCUUUAGCUACUGUCACUUUUUGUUGUGGUCAGCUCCCGUAUUUAAUUACACUUAUGGGACUCUGAUUUCAAUUGAGUAGAAACCUACAGGCAAUGUCUUUCUCUUUUUCAUUUUGCUGUUCUACUGCACAUAGUUUGCUGACCUCAUGAAUAAGUAAAACAGUGCAGAUGUGUGGAAAAACAUUCAAGUUCAAAUUGCCCAUAUUUAUAAAUGACUCCAGACAGUAAAAAUGCAAUAAUCAGAUAUGAAUGCUCUAGGCUAUCAAGCACGGGACAUAAAGUAAUAUAGUUUGUCUUAAACAGUAACAUCUAAUGUUAUAUUUUUACAACAGUGGUAACAGGAGUUAGCAGAUGAUCAGGCAGAUGAACUGUUAAGAAAUAUUGGAGUUAAUUCUAAACAAAUUCAUUUAAUGGCAUGAAUACUAUCCAACAAGAAAUAGCUCUAACAAAGAUAAACAGUAAGCUAGUUAGUCAUUGGUAUUAUAUCCCUGUGUGGUUUCAAUAAAAUAACUGGACGUAAUUGAAGCGCUUAAUAUCUUUAUGAUGAUAUGACAUUUUAAUUUGUGCUAUU